AUGCCGGUCUACAUGCUCUACGGCUUCCGAUGGCCUCGGGCUGGGUUUACCGGCAUUCGAGUCUACAUCGUCCUGCAUAACCUCGAAGACGCAACUGCCGAAUACGUCCAGAAGCCGAUUACGAACAAGUUGCUCAUCGACUCGUUUUCGAAGACAGACCCUGGCAUUGUCGCCAAUCUCCCCGAGCUACGGUUCAUCGAACAAUACGACCCCGAAGACGAGAGCGACGACGCUGUGAGCAAACCAUAUGCAUAUGUCGGGGCCAAAGUGAUCAGUAUCCCUGAAGAAGGAGCGGCGACUGCAGGGACGUCCUGGAAUACGGAUAUAUUUCAGGAGAAUCCUUUGGAUGCUGCUGGGGACAAGGCGUUGACUGAGUUCCGAGACAAGUAUGCCGCUGGGGAGCGGAUAGGCUGGUGGAUUGUGUAUAACGGGGAUCCUGAACGAUACUACCCUCAUGAAGAGGGGGAAGAGUAUGAUGAUGAUAUCAUGGAGGAAGAUGAAGAUUACGACGAUAAUUAUGACUAUGAUCGGGAUAGGAACUCGCAUUCAAAUUCGAGCGAGGCCCCAUCGACCCCUACGAUACGGCUUCCCGAGUCAUUUACACGGUUUUUUACCAAGAGGUCUUCGUGA
Molecule: messenger RNA, 630 nt
Organism: Aspergillus calidoustus
Lineage: Eukaryota; Fungi; Ascomycota; Eurotiomycetes; Eurotiales; Aspergillaceae
Source: the annotation of a GenBank genome assembly